Messenger RNA from Clonostachys rhizophaga, 828 nucleotides. Lineage: Eukaryota; Fungi; Ascomycota; Sordariomycetes; Hypocreales; Bionectriaceae. The record is from the annotation of a GenBank genome assembly.
AUGUCUCCCACUCCACAGCAAGUCAAUUUCUUUCGCGAGCAAGGCUACCUUGUUCUACGAGCAGACGAGCACAAGCUCGUAACGCCGGAGGAGCUCAAAACUUGGACUGAAGAAAUUGCAGCAUGGCCGCGCGCGCCCGGGAAAUGGAUGCCCUAUGAUGAGACUACAGCCUCUGGAGAGAGACAGCUGAUGCGAACCGAGAACUUUACUGACUACCACAAUGGUUUCAAGAAGCUUCUUCUGGGCGAUUCCCUCAGGGGUGUUCUUGCUGAAGUGACUGGCGAUGAAAUGCUUCUUUUCAAGGACAAGAUCAACUACAAGCUACCUAACGGAAACGGGUUCGUUGCACACAUUGAUGGGCCAGCGUAUGAUCAUAUUGGCCGCAUCGAACACACCACAGCUAACCUUGCUGUUGACGCGGCGACUGUUGAGAACGGCUGCCUUGAAGUCGUUCCCGGCUCUCACAAGAUGGACAUCGAACUGUCCCUUGGCAGCAGGAUAGCCGAUCGCUGGGUUGAAUCUCACGAGUGGGUUCAGGUGCCUCUCAACCCCGGUGACUUGCUCAUCUUCGGAAGCCACAUGGCCCACCGAAGUAGCCCAAAUAAAAGCCCUUUUAGAAGGGCAAGCCUUUAUGCUACGUACUACUGUCGCAAGGACGGUGAGGACUUGAGACAGAGGUAUUACGCAGACAGGAGAAUCAACUUCCCCCCUGACCACGAGCGCGACCCCGAGAAAGAUUAUUCUGCGGGCUUCAAGGUUUAUGCUUCGGCCGCACCUUUCACUGCAGAAAAUGCAGAUACACUUGCUUCCACCGUUGCGGCGAGCUAG